AUGUCUGUUGAAAACAGCACCGAAUCCGUAAAUACCAGAUAUAACAUGGAUCGUAAUAAAAAGAACCUGGCUCUAAUAAUCGACAAUGAAAGUUUCGACGAAUCGACAGGAAUGUCUAGAAGAGAAGGAACCGAUGAAGAUGCAUCGGCGAUUAAACGGACAUUGGAGUCAUUGCAUUUUAAGGUGAUUAACCGCAAGAAUUUAUCAGUGAAAAGCAUGAAACAAAUCUUUACGGAUAUAUCCACGAUGGACCAUGGGAACUAUAACUGUUUCGUUUGUGUUUUAUUGACCCACGGUGAAGACGAUGACCAGAUUUAUGGUACUGAUGGUAAGGUAAAUCUUAACGAUUUAGUGGAGAUGUUGCUUCCUGAUAGAUGCCCAGGUUUAAUAUGUAAGCCAAAACUAUUCUUCAUACAAGCCUGUCGGGGAACGAAAAUGGACAGUGGAGUAAUUAUGCACGAUGCCGCUGCUUUUGGAGGCGAAUAUCAAAAUGUUACAUCUCACAAAGUACCACUUUGGGCAGACGUUCUUCUAGGUUAUUCCACUGUCCCUGGAUUUUAUUCCUAG
Molecule: messenger RNA, 567 nt
Organism: Octopus bimaculoides (California two-spot octopus)
Lineage: Eukaryota; Metazoa; Mollusca; Cephalopoda; Octopoda; Octopodidae
Product: caspase-3 pseudogene
Source: RefSeq, a predicted model, not a curated record